Molecule: messenger RNA, 1492 nt
Organism: Eucalyptus grandis
Lineage: Eukaryota; Viridiplantae; Streptophyta; Magnoliopsida; Myrtales; Myrtaceae
Exons: 2
Coding region: 35-949 (304 amino acids)
Source: RefSeq, a predicted model, not a curated record
CUCCUCUUCCUAGUUUCAUCGUCAUUUCUCUCCCAUGGAGGAGCUGGGCUCUCUUUGGAGUCACCCACAUAGCAUGGAUGAACUGAAGCAGAUGAUCUUGUAUAACACCACUGAACUCGAGUCUGAGAAAACGAAAGCUUUUGAGGAAAUGAGAAAGAACAAGGAGAAUCUGAUGCAUCUGCUUCGACUCCUGAAAACAGCUUACCAGGAAAGAGAUGAAGCAAGAAAUCAGUUGCAGAAACUCCUCAGAAACGUCACUCCUAGUCCUUGUCCUUCAGGACUCCAAUGGAGCUUCCUAGCACCACUAAAAGCGAACGCAGUGACAAGCCGAACCCAUCACACCCCUGAAUCAAAUGGUUACUAUCUACGACACCACUCUUCUGCCUCUCAUUUUCCACUCGAGGCGACUCCUCUGUCGGAUUUCUUGAAUGCCGACAUGGCCAGUUCCAGUAAUGAUCCGUGCAGCGUCUCUUGCCCUCCGGGUUUUUUAAAUUCAGGAAAAGCCAAUACUGUCAAUCGAGCUUCGGAUGUGAUUGAUGAUCUUGUUGUGGGAAAAGCACUUCCUGAGAAAGGCAAGCUCUUGCAGGCCGUGAUGGAAGCAGGUCCACUCCUGCAGACGCUUAUUUGGUCCGGGACUCUGCCUAGGUGGAGGAAUCCUCCUCCCCUGAAACCCUUCAGCAUUCCACCAGUUAACAUCACUGGUUAUGACCCUUUUUCGAGCGUGCAGGCUCACAUUUCGGACUCUAGUCGCGCGAUUCAGAGAUUCACGAGCCCGUCGCCAAAUUUUGAAGCACCAGAAGUGGCUCCUGUGACGCGCUCGGGGUCAAUGCUUAAUUUUAUUGGUAGUUAUUCUGGUUCGCCCCAAGGGAACAGCCAGUUGUCAGCGGGUGUUAGCAUUACGACCAACAGCCACUUACGCACUAGCCAUAAACGUCGGAAACUUCAAUGAAGUCGCUGAACUUUUUUCUUGAUAGGAAAUAUUACCGAAAUUUGGUAGUUAUUUUUCAUUAGAUAAACCUAAAAAGGCCCCCCUUCGUGCCUUGAGGUUUAGAACUGUAAAUGCACUAAUCAAUUGUUAUAGCCAGUUUUAAAGAUAGUGCUGGAUUCGUUGUGCUUCCUGCUUCAUACAAAAAGCAAACAUGUUUAGCACCGGCUGUUUCGUUUCUUUUGUUUCAAACCAUAUGUUAAUUCCCCAAUUAUGUGGUAGUAAGUAAAUCAGGAAUAGCGAUAGCAGGAUCCUGACACACAAACUAGAAAGGCCUAGGCACAUUAAUGAAAUGAUAAAAUGAGUAACCUUUCUAAAGGGGCCAACUAGGAGAACAAACAUUACCCCUUGGUUAGUGAUGGAACAGCUUUUGUCUGAGUAUAGUUUGCUUAACUAUGACUAGGUUGAAAUGCUCCAGGCAUGACAAAAUUAAUCGGUUCACUUCAAAGCAAUCAAACACUAAACACUUGACAGGAGGAAGGAUGGCUGGACACCAUCAGAAAGCGG